AUGGGUCUGAUCGCGAGCAUCAUUGCUGUAGUCCAUGCUUCCGAAGUAGUCAUCAAGGUCUGCAAGUCUUACAUUGAAUCAGUGCGAAACUACCCCAGCGAGCUACGAAGGGUCCUCCUGGAGGUCUGCACCCUCAAGGCCGUAUUCGACAACCUCCAGUUCCUUCAUUCCAAAGAUUACUCCACGUCCUCAAUUUUGAGCGACAUCAGUUCCCAGGAAGGUCCUGUAGAAGGAUGUCGUCGCGCCAUACUUGAGCUCCAGAAUCAACUCCCCACCGACAACAAAGGGAAAUGCGCGACCACGGGGACUUCGACAAGAGAAAGGCUCAUCCUAGCAUUAGAUCGAUGGGCCUCGCCAUCAAGGCUAAGAAAGGUCUAUGCUAUUUUGGACGAGUUGACUCGGUAUAAGUCAACAAUCACUACCGCAUUUUCUGCCGAGCUAGUGCGGGAUGUUCAGCAUGUUGGAAACGCUAUCGAUGCACAGACCGUUAUGCUAACUUCAAGUGCAGAAACGUCAAAAGCCAGCUUUCGGAAAUGGCUGUGGCAUACGAAUCCUUCUUCAAACCACAAUACUGCGUGCGCCCAGCGAGAGGCUGGAACUGCAGAGUGGGUCACUCAGCUUCCCGAAUGGAGAGAGUGGUUGCAUGAGAAGUUCCGAUGCCUUUGGAUUCACGGUAUCCCUGGAGCCGGCAAGGCAGUUCUAUUUUCCCAGCUCGUUAUAGUAGUCACAUCUUAUUGCGAUGCUGCUCGCCACCGCCGGAUAGGCAAUGUGUAUUAUUAUUGCUAUCAUGCGCGCAACCAGGAUGAAACAAGCUCAUUCCUCCGUUGGAUCCUCGGGCAACUGAGCAAGCAGGCCGACGCAGUUCCAGACCACAUCUAUAAGAACUAUCGAAAUGGACUCGAACCAACC
Molecule: messenger RNA, 909 nt
Organism: Ilyonectria robusta
Lineage: Eukaryota; Fungi; Ascomycota; Sordariomycetes; Hypocreales; Nectriaceae
Exons: 3
Source: RefSeq, a predicted model, not a curated record